UGGGGUCAGGAGCUGAACUAGCUGGAGUGCGAUCCUGCCAGACCCAGCCGAGUGCAGCCCGCGGCCCUGCUCCUUACUGGCCAGCAUGUCCUUCGUCGCGGUGGCCGAGGAUUCUGACUUCCCCAUCCACAACCUGCCCUACGGCGUCUUUUCCACCCCAGGCAACCCAAGGCCGAGGAUCGGCGUGGCCAUUGGCGACCAGAUCCUGGACCUCAGCGUCAUUAAGCACCUCUUCACCGGGCCUGUCCUCUCCAAACACCAGGAUGUCUUCGAUCAGCCCACUCUCAACAGCUUCAUGGGCCUGGGCCAGGCUGCCUGGAAGGAGGCGAGAGCGUUCUUGCAGAACCUGCUGUCCACCAGCCAUGCCAGGCUCCGAGACGACACGGAGCUUCGGAGACGUGCGUUCACUGCCCAGGCUUCUGCUGUGAUGCACCUGCCGGCCACCAUAGGUGACUACACGGACUUCUACUCCUCCCAGCAGCACGCCACCAACGUGGGGAUCAUGUUCCGCGGCAAGGAGAACGCCUUGAUGCCGAAUUGGCUGCACAUUCCCGUGGGCUACCACGGCCGUGCCUCCUCCGUCGUGGUGUCCGGCACCCCGAUCCGCAGGCCCAUGGGGCAGAUGAGCCCUGAUGACUCUAAGCCUCCUGUCUAUGGCGCCUGCAAGCUGUUGGACAUGGAGCUGGAGAUGGCUUUCUUUGUAGGCCCUGGGAACAACUUUGGAGAGCCGAUCCCCAUUUCCAGGGCCCACGAGCACAUUUUUGGAAUGGUUCUUAUGAACGACUGGAGCGGUGAGGAACUGAGGCACAGAGAGAUUGCAGUUAUUGCUGAGCUGAGAUUUCAAACUAAAGCAGCUCAGUGUCCCAGCGGCUCCCGACCCCUACGCCUCAUGUCUGAGUGCCGCUCGGGACAUUCAGAAGUGGGAGUAUGUUCCUCUUGGGCCGUUCCUUGGCAAGAGUUUUGGAACCACCAUCUCUCCGUGGGUGGUGCCCAUGGAGGCCCUCAUGCCCUUUGCCGUGCCCAACCCAGAGCAGGACCCCAGGCCCCUGCCGUAUCUCCGCCACGACCAGCCCUACUCGUUCGACAUCAGCCUCUCCGUCACCCUGAAAGAAGCGCCCAGGACGUUCGCGGCCUGUCACUGCGCUCUCCACUCUCUGGGCCAGAAAGCACGGAGUCCGGGUCCUCCCUCCUCUGCCGGAAUCCCCUCGUCGGCCCCCCAGCCAGGGUCUGCCCAGCCUCCGCUCGCACACACCAGUGACCCCUCCCUCCUGUGCCCCGUGUUCCAUCCGGGGCCUGUUGGAAAGCCUGGCUCUGCUCCCCCGGGGCCGCACAGUCGGUGCCCCACGCCCCACCCUGGGUCGGCCCUGAGAGCCUCGCAC
Leptonychotes weddellii (Weddell seal) is the source of this 1379-nucleotide messenger RNA. NCBI's taxonomy places the organism in Eukaryota, Metazoa, Chordata, Mammalia, Carnivora, Phocidae. The record is from RefSeq and is a predicted model, not a curated record.